CCGGGCUGUGGUUGCUCUUCCGCCGGCAUAGGGCCUAUGUUGAUUUAAGUCUGACUUGCAACAUUGCGCACCUGUGUCCUUUGGCUCCCAUUGGGGCUGUGCUGUGGAUCAUCUUAGGUCUGACCGGGUUCACAGUGCAGCUAAAGCAAGCUUUCCGUUGGCAUCCAUCGUAAGUAAUGACACGCAGCAAGAUAAGAGCUUCGCUAACACACCUGUUUUACAACUCUUCUUGUAUGUGGUUGACUGGAGCGCGCUUGAAAUGGAGUGGCGGUUGCGCUCCUCAGUCAUCUUAGGUCUGACCGGGCUGUGGUUGCUCUUCCGCCGGCAUAGGGCCUAUGUUGAUUUAAGUCUGACUUGCAACAUUGCGCACCUGUGUCCUUUGGCUCCCAUUGGGGCUGUGCUGUGGAUCAUCUUAGGUCUGACCGGGUUCACAGUGCAGCUAAAGCAAGCUGUUUUACAACUCUUCUUGUAUGUGGUUGACUGGAGCGCGCUUGAAAUGGAGUGGCGGUUGCGCUCCUCAGUCAUCUUAGGUCUGUCCGGGCUGUGGUUGCUCUUCCGCCGGCAUAGGGCCUAUGUUGAUUUAAGUCUGACUUGCAACAUUGCGCACCUGUGUCCUUUGGCUCCCAUUGGGGCUGUGCUGUGGAUCAUCUUAGGCCUGACGGGGUUCGCAGUGCAGCUAAAGCAAGCUUCCAUUGUAAAUUUGCGAUAGGUAGAUGAGUAAAGCUUAGUAAACGCACAGACUGCUUUCGGGUCGUUGUGUAUGGUUUUUAUUCUUAUCUUUUUCCAUCGAUGAAUUACAACACAUCAUUGGGAAAAUAAGCUUAGAUGUCUUUCAUGUCCGCAUAAGCUAUUCAAGUGAACAACUGGGACUGUAGUCUCAAAGACCACAGCGAAUUUUCACUACGAGACACCAGACCCAAACUGAAGUUUGAUUCACGGUCAGCGGAGCUUUGCUGGGAUAUAAUAUUGUAAUAAAGAUACUAUUUCGGUCGUGGUGUGAGCAGUGUUGUAUUCCAACAUGAUCAUUAACAUAUCCG
Radiomyces spectabilis is the source of this 1037-nucleotide messenger RNA. RefSeq lists its product as uncharacterized. Bases 260 to 709 code for a protein of 149 amino acids. The record is from RefSeq and is a predicted model, not a curated record. Lineage: Eukaryota; Fungi; Mucoromycota; Mucoromycetes; Mucorales; Radiomycetaceae. The transcript is spliced from 2 exons.